GGCGAUAUGGCCUUUUUUCCAGCGGAAGCCGGAGCUUUUUGUUCUUCUUCCAUCUCGAGGCUGUCGUUGAGGUAAUCCACAAUGACCAACUCCAAGGGUUAUCGUCGAGGAACGAGGGACUUGUUCUCCCGCAAGUUCCGCAGGCAUGGAGUCAUUCCUCUCUCCACGUACAUGAAAGUGUACAAAGUUGGCGACAUCGUUGAUAUUAAGGGUAACGGAGCUGUGCAAAAGGGUAUGCCUUACAAGGUGUAUCAUGGAAAGACAGGCAGAGUGUUCAACGUCACCCCCCAUGCUCUCGGAGUUAUUGUUAACAAGAGGGUGCGUGGAAAGAUCAUCCCCAAGAGGAUUAACAUCCGUAUUGAGCAUGUGAACCACUCCAAGUGCCGUGAGGACUUCUUGAACCGAGUGAAGGAGAACGAGCGCAAGAGGAAAGAGGCCAAGGCGAAGGGAGUGACUGCUCUGCUCAGGAGACAGCCUGCCCAGCCCAGACCAGCCCACAUUGUCAGAACCAAGGAGCCUCCCAUCAUGUUGGCACCCAUCGCUUACGAGUUCAUCGCCUAAUUGUUUUAAAAUAAAGAUUUUUAAAAACAUU
Macrosteles quadrilineatus (aster leafhopper) is the source of this 592-nucleotide messenger RNA. It is a transcript of the gene RpL21, whose product is annotated as 60S ribosomal protein L21. The transcript is spliced from 5 exons. Gene Ontology annotation, cellular component: cytosolic large ribosomal subunit; ribosome. Gene Ontology annotation, biological process: translation. Gene Ontology annotation, molecular function: structural constituent of ribosome. The record is from RefSeq and is a predicted model, not a curated record. Lineage: Eukaryota; Metazoa; Arthropoda; Insecta; Hemiptera; Cicadellidae. The coding region runs from base 82 to 561 and encodes 159 amino acids.